Messenger RNA from Schistosoma guineensis, 5793 nucleotides. The record is from the annotation of a GenBank genome assembly. NCBI's taxonomy places the organism in Eukaryota, Metazoa, Platyhelminthes, Trematoda, Strigeidida, Schistosomatidae.
GUGGUUUAAAGCUGUCUCUUCGGAAUGUCGGUUGGUUUAGAUUUCCAGGAGUCUCGGCUGAGGUCGAUAGUCGGUAUGUCUUCUAUAUCAGCAGAUUGGAUAAAAAUAAAAGUACUACAGAACCUUUCGAAAGUGGCAAUUAUAAAAAGGCACUCCAAGAGGCAAAUAAAAUUCUCAAAAAAACACCAAAUUGCACGUCAGCAAAGGCACUUAAAGCACUUACACUCCAUAGAUCUGGAAAAAUUACUGAAGCCAAUCUGCUAGCUAACGAACUCAUUAAGUCAUACCCCACUGAUGAGUCUACACUUAAUGUCAUCAUGUGUUAUUUUCGGAAAACUGGACAGGGCGAAAAAAUAGCUGAGUUCUUAAAACGUUCUCUUGAAAGAUCACCUAACAGGGAAGAUUUGUUGGUCUGUUUAUUCCUUCAUCAUGUUCAGGAAAGGAACUUUUCUGCACAGCAAGCAACUGCUAGGCUUCUUUUACAAAAAUUCCCGUCAAGUGCGUUCAACUACUGGGUUAUAAUGAGCACAAUAAUGCAAGCCGAGUCAAAUCCUAUAAUGGGGCAUCGUAUGUAUUUGCCGCUGGCGGAGAAGAUGCUAAUCAGGGAAGCCGAGAACGGAAAAAUGUCUAGACAUUCUGAGCUUCAGGUGCUAAUAGAAUUACUUGCUCGCCUUCAAAAGCAUGAAGAAGCUUAUAAACUUCUUAGUCGAAAAGACAUUACAGAUCGUAUAGAUAACGAGGACUACAUUUGCGAUUACUCUUCCAUGAAGCUCAGUUUGUUAGCUCAUUUAGACAUAUGGGAUGAUCUUUAUGAGUUGGCAAAAUCCCAAACACAAAUCAACCCAGACGACUGGACACCAUGGAAAAAACUAAUUGAGACGUCUUUAAAAGACAUACAGCGGUAAUGCGUUAAUAUUUUUAUGUCUUUAUCGCUUCGUAAUCAAAAUACACAACGCAUUAUAUCUUGUUGGUGUGGUCAAUACAGUCUUAAUCAAGUUUGUUCCACUUUGCUUUUAAACUUAGUUGUUGAGGUCCAGGUUGUGACUUUUGGGUUCAGUACCAAUAGAGUCCGGCUUCACCAAAUCUACAAAUUGGUAAUAUUUCCAAAAGAGAUCUAAAUUUGGUGAAACUCUACUUUAUGGACGACCUUUGAACGAAUUUUUAAGUGACCUUGAGAGCAUUAGCCAAUCAGAAAAGAGUUAGUAUAAAGUAAAAAUAUAUUCUAAAAAAGUAAUGAAUUACAAUGGAUAUUCUUCUUUUACAUGAUUUAAGAACUUGUUGAGGUUUGAUAAAGGUUCAGAAGUUUUGAGAUCAUAGUGCAUGCGGUAUAAGAACUCGUCCAUAUGACUCCAUAAUAAUCGUCCUCUGGAGCCGUGGUAGGGUCUUUAGAAAUACUUCAGCCUAGACCACACGCCCUCAAUGUUGUUUGUAUGGACCCCCGUCGUUGGAUCAACAAAAUGACGUUUGUGCACCACAACAUGAUGCAUAAAACCAAGUCUGGAGAGGCAUCUAUACACUUUUCAAUCAUCGGUAUAGCCGCAGCUAAUGUUACUUGAGACUUUAUGAUCCAAUUUGCAACGAUUAUCAUGGUUUGUCUUAGCCUUAGCCGUGACCGGUUAAAAAAGUGCCAGUUCAAGCUGAUUUUUUUCUCCAACAUAUAGUACAACGACAUACAAUGUCAUCGUGGCAGUCUGCACAUCGUGCUGCGGUCAUUUAAUUGCCGCAGUCACAGACACAGGAACUUCUUAACAGUGCCAUCUGCUGUAGUCUCUCAACGAUCACCUAUUCUCUAAAAUCUGCCGUAAAACGAUCGAAUGUGAGCAUCUUGCACUGAACUUACCGCCGUGACCUUGAAAUUCCUUAAACGCUUCUGAUUGGCUCGUCCAUAAAUUAGAGUCCUACCCUAAAUUUCACUAACAUACUUUCUUUUUGUACGUCUUACCGUAGCACAACAAGAAUUAUUCUGCCACCAAAUUCCAUGUGUCCCCACUUGCUUCAGUCAAGUACAUAGUAUAUUCCCCACUAAAAGCAUUCCAUAAAACCUACAUUAAUCACAAUGUGAUGGAUUAGAGUUAGCUUAAAGAGAUGAUGCAUAUGCUUACGUCCUUUUCUUAUCAAGAUUGUCUCGUGGAUCAACCGUGAAUGUAUGCAGUAAAUUCUUUAGAAUACGAUUAAGUUGUAAUUGUUCAUAAAUCACACUUUGUAAACGUCCUUUCAAUAUCUUUCUGGGUAUGUAUACGGUCUUUAAUGAACGACCUAGAACUUGGUACUGACAAAUAUCUGUUCAUGUAGCAACACUUUAGAGAAAAGAAAGUAGUAAGGGAAAUAAAUUGUGAAAAGAACCUCAAUGUUAGUGAGCAACCAAAAUUAGGACUAUAUUUUGUACACUGAAGAAAGUUGUUCUUUUUGGGGCCAGUGAUCAGACAUCGGAAUGUAAUUUGAAGCCAGUCGCACUCCGGUUCCGCUUUGUUUACUCAGUUUACUAUUCAGAAGUGUGUAGGUUCAAACCAGUGUUUUAACUCAUACAGUGAUGGAUCUGUCAGUUCACUAAAAGUAUAUAAACAUGUAAUACAUAUUUGCGCGAAGUUGUACUCUAGUGACGACUGAUCUCGAUGUGCAAAGAAUAUGUGCUUAAAGUUCUAUCUUUUCGUUAUUCCUUGUAUUUUAAAUAAAAUAAAUAAAUAGCAUAAUCUAUAGCAGUAAUUUAUAUUAGGUUUUGUGCAUUUUAAGUAAAUCCGAGUUACAAUACAUAAUUCGGUUUCCAUUUUAUUUUUUAAAAAUGUGUUUAACACAUUGUAAUCUCUUCAUUAUUCUUCCCCCUAUUAGCUUAGCAUAUGAUAUGUGGUCAUGGGUUAUUUGCAUCUGACAGCUUAGAAACAAAUUUAUCAGAUAUCUUUUAUAUGUUCGAAAAACAGGGAAUUGCCCCGGGGUAUUUAGUUAUAUGCACCAAUAGUGUUUAAGACCAUUUGUGUAGUAACCUUUAUUCUAGCUACUGUUUGUGGAUGGAUUCUGUUAAUUGGUGCUAAUCAAUGCUCAACACGUCUCUGUAUUUGCCGUUUCUGUCACAUUAGACGUUGAGUAAGCUUGCAAUCGUUUUUUUUACUUCGAUUUGUUUUAAACAUUGUUUGGUACUCAUUUACUAUUACUUUAAUAAAAGAUAAAUGAGCAGCCAAUUUUUUUUCAUAAAAUAGUGUAGAAAAAGUUAUGUCGUUAAUCGACAUCGCCAUAACGAAUCAUCCUUAUAAUCGUGGUCCGCAAUUGGCGCGUUUGGAUAUGUAUGCGAACCUGUUACAGUUGGGAAUGCAUCUUGUUUAUAAUCAUAAUCCAUUGACAUUCUUGGAGGAGUACUUUAAUACAUUCUCUCAUAAGCCCAUAUGUUCUAUGGAUUUGGCUUACCUUUUACGUAUGGUUUUACCAAAUGUGGAUGAUCAAAUCAAGUAUAUUAAUUUUGUUAUGGAGGUUGCUGAGACAAAUCUGAACUUCACAAACAAAGAAGAUAAGACUAUUUAUCGUCAUCUGUGCGCUCACCAGAUAGCACGUGCUAAUAAUCAAGGAGCUUCUUUACAGUCAUUACUUCGUUACUACUUCGGAUAUGCCCCAGAUCGUAGUGAAGUUUUACUAAAGAAGUUAAAAGAUGUUGCUGUUAAUAAUGAAACAACUCCUAUUGACCUUUAUCCAGUUGAUGGAUUUUUGCUAUUAUCUUUAUCCUCGCUUUUGGAAACAUCCUCUCCGGCUUAUGAGUGUUCCUUCUCUCUCGGAACUGGACUUCUUUCUCUUUACUGGAUUUAUAUAAUCGGAUUAGAACAUACAAAUCUUAAUCACCAUUUGCGCAUAAAAUUGUGUAAUUUAUACUCUUCAGAUUUUCUUAAUUGUCCUGAACUUAUAUUGCCCCAGUUAGACAAACUUGAAAUCAAGCAGUUGCUGUUUCUUUCACUAGGGCAUUUAAUUGUAAAACCCUCUCCAUCAUUGGCCAUGUGUACAAGUAUAGUGGCUAUACAGUCACAAGUUGACGAUAGUAAUUCUAUACAUAGUCUUUAUCAGAAGAUUAUAACACUUUCCAACAGUAUGGUCACGGAAGCGGAAGAGUUUUUAGUUGCUGCAUAUCGAAAACAUGCCUAUACAAAAGUUCGUGAAUUCACACAAUUUAUCAGCCAACUUCAUAAUGCUGACGUAUUUCUAACUGUCCGUGUUGAAAUGCUUCAUUGGCAGUUGAUUGUUUCACAACAUGACUUUGAUACACUUCUUGAGCAACUUGGUCAGGCUCAAAUUAGUAUUGAUAAUGUUACAAAACAACUUCCGAUGAUUGUUGAUUGCCGGGACUUUUCAGUCACACCGAACUUUGAUCAAUAUGAACGAGUUGAAAACGUUCGAUUGUCAUUUGACCAUUUGAAAUCAUGGUUAAAUCUCCGUUGUUUAACUCUAAAUGCUAUUGUCUAUGCAACUUCGCUUGUAAUGUCAAUUGUAAAAGUUGAACAUUAUAUGAUUUCCGAAAGUCAGCAUGAAAUUGCAGAGAACGUACCACCAGAAUCUGUCAAAAGUUUAAACAGUCUGUUAUCGACAAUGAAUGAUCUCGAUUCACAUAUCAAAGAACCAUCUACAAGAGAAUUAAGCAAUUUUAAAUUACUAUCAUGGAGUGUUAUGGUAAAACGUGAUCAAAUACUCAAAACAUUCCCUGAUUUGCCAGAUGUAUCAUGCGCUUCAUUAUAUUGUUACGGACCAUACCGAAGGGUUUUAUCUAUCGGUAUUGAACUUAUAUUAGGACUUCAUGGCCUGGUUUCCGAAAACUCUUCUGCUUUUACUAAGAAAUCUAUGGACUAUCUUCUUCAGUCCUUGUAUGAAUCCUUUUUGUCUGGACAGCUUACUUCUGAAGAUACAGACAUACCAAAGGUUUAUCCAGCUAUAAAUACUUCUUUACUGUCUUCACCAAAAGAUGAUCAUUUGCCUAACGGGAUUUCUAGUGAUAACGAUUUUGUUCAUCCUGGUGGUGUUUUAUUAAUCCUGACAAUGUUUUAUGAAAGUAUUUCUUUGGCAACUUUGCUAGUAUCAAUGAUUCAAAGUGCCUUACGUCCUAGGAGCCAUUAUCAUCAUGAAAUAAAUAAAUAUCAAAAGAGAAAGAAUAAAAAAGAUAAAGUAAUGAACACUAAUUCAAAUCAUUCUCCAAUUCUCAGUUUGUUAGACAAUUUCGCUGUUGGUUUAUACUAUACUACAACGAAAUUAGUAACUAUUGCUGAUCAACUGGUAGAGGUUACCGAUUGUUGGUCUACUUGGUGUCAUGAUGUUUCAUGUAAAGAAUUUCAAUUGAUUGCUUCAAAUGCUUGUACACAUGUGCUGUCUGAAGAUUUCUUAGUACAGUAUCCUGUACUAAAACCACCUAAUUGUGCUUUUGAAGAGCUCAGUAACGUCUACGAGAAAAGUUUCAAUCGAAUCGCAGCUGGUCUUCGUGUAAAAUCGUCUUGUCUUCAAAAUAUAACAACUGAAUUAGCCGUGUAUCAGUCUAGAACUCAUGAAAUAGUGUCUGUUCAGAAUUCAAAUUCUUCAUCUUAAUGAAUUAAUAUUUCAAUCUGGUCAAUAUCCUUUAUUUUUAGCAAAAGUUUUGUAUCUGAGAUGUGUCUUGUUGCUGAAACUGUGCAUUUGUAAUCUGUGACUUGUAAUUUCUCUAACAGUUGUAUUAAUUUCAAUAGUAGUAUGCUGGGGAAAAAAAAAAUAAAAAUAUACAUAUUUUUAGGUUACUAUUCUUUGUCUUUUUUGUCACUCAUUUUUCCGAACGUAAUAUUGUUUGAUUUUUUACUGAGG